CCUGGGCCACCGAAGUGGCCGCACAAACUGAACCACUCAGCUGUGGGGCCGGCCCCAUUGCCUUCCCUUUAAGUGAAAGAGGAACUUACAAAGACCCCAUAUCUUUAAACAUAUUAGCUUACGGUGCUGUAAAGUUGGAAAUGCUGCGUGCAGAAUGUAUUUCUGAGUUCUCCAAAUCUUCCCUCCACGCCUUAUAGUCUUAAAACUGUUUUGAGUUGGAUGGACUCCAUGGUAACAUUCUUGCGAGCUCUCAGCUCAGGAAAGGUGGUCUUUAAGAGGAAAGAGAGUGCAUUUAGCAAAAGCAGCAAUCUAGGUGAAGAGAGAACUUUGUAAAGCAAAGUACAUCUUCCCUAAAAGCAAUUAAUCAUAUUAUUAGACAAACUGCUUCAGCAGCUGGCAAAACAGCAGGAACAUGUCAAUUUUGCUUCCUUAGUUACAGGGAGUGAUAGUGUACUUGACCUUCAGCAGAGCAGGGUCAUAGAGAGGGCAUCUUGAAACAGCUCUGUCUGGUUGUGGUGAGUGGAAUCUGCACUGGCAGUUUGGAAAGCAAAUGCCUGUGAAUUUCCCCAACCAACCCCUGCCUGUUGUGGUUGGACUCUCUGACCUGGGAGGUUGCUGAGGAAAAAUGUAAAUAAAGCUGAAGGGAGCUAUUGGCAUGGUACCACGUACACAGACCUCUCGGCCGGAAUCUCCAGGGAUGACCAGCCCCUCCCCGCGCAUCCAGAUAAUCUCCACUGACUCUGCGGUAGCCUCACCUCAGCGCAUUCAGAUUGUGACAGACCAGCAGACAGGACAGAAGAUCCAGAUAGUUACCGCAGUGGACGCCUCUGGGUCCCCCAAGCAGCAGUUCCUCCUCACCAGCCCAGAUGGAGCUGGAACUGGGAAGGUGAUCCUGGCUUCCCCGGAGACCUCCAGUGCCAAACAGCUCAUAUUCACCACCUCGGACAACCUUGUCCCUGGCAGGAUCCAGAUCGUCACGGACUCUGCUUCUGUGGAGCGUUUGCUGGGGAAGGCCGACGUCCAGCGGCCCCAGGUGGUAGAGUACUGUGUGGUCUGUGGUGACAAAGCCUCUGGCCGUCAUUAUGGGGCUGUCAGUUGUGAAGGUUGCAAAGGUUUCUUCAAAAGGAGCGUAAGGAAAAAUUUGACCUAUAGCUGUCGGAGCAACCAAGACUGCAUCAUCAAUAAACACCACCGGAACCGCUGUCAGUUUUGCCGGCUGAAAAAAUGCUUAGAGAUGGGCAUGAAAAUGGAAUCUGUACAAAGUGAACGGAAGCCUUUUGAUGUACAACGGGAGAAACCAAGCAAUUGUGCUGCUUCAACUGAGAAAAUUUAUAUCCGGAAGGACCUGAGAAGUCCUCUGAUAGCCACUCCCACGUUUGUGGCAGAUAAAGAUGGAGCAAGACAAACAGGUCUUCUUGAUCCAGGGAUGCUUGUGAACAUCCAGCAGCCUUUGAUACGUGAGGAUGGUACGGUUCUCCUGGCCACGGACUCCAAGGCUGAAACAAGCCAGGGAGCUCUGGGCACACUGGCAAAUGUGGUAACCUCCCUUGCCAACCUAAGUGAAUCCCUUAACAAUGGUGACGCUUCGGAAAUGCAGCCAGAGGACCAGUCUGCAAGUGAGAUUACUCGGGCAUUUGAUACCUUAGCUAAAGCACUUAAUACCACAGACAGCUCCUCGCCUCCAAGCCUGGCAGAUGGGAUAGACACCAGUGGAGGAGGGGGCAUCCACGUCAUCAGCAGAGACCAGUCCACACCCAUCAUUGAGGUCGAAGGCCCCCUCCUUUCAGAUACUCACGUCACAUUUAAGCUCACGAUGCCCAGCCCAAUGCCAGAGUACCUCAAUGUGCACUACAUCUGUGAGUCUGCAUCCCGCCUGCUUUUCCUCUCCAUGCACUGGGCCAGGUCAAUUCCGGCCUUUCAGGCACUUGGGCAGGACUGCAACACCAGCCUGGUGCGGGCCUGCUGGAAUGAGCUCUUCACCCUCGGCCUGGCCCAGUGUGCCCAGGUCAUGAGUCUCUCCACCAUCCUGGCGGCCAUCGUCAACCACCUGCAGAACAGCAUCCAGGAAGAUAAACUUUCUGGCGACCGGAUAAAGCAAGUCAUGGAGCACAUCUGGAAGCUUCAAGAGUUCUGUAACAGUAUGGCGAAGCUGGAUAUAGACGGCUAUGAGUAUGCAUACCUUAAAGCUAUAGUUCUCUUUAGCCCCGAUCAUCCGGGUUUGACUAGCACAAGCCAGAUUGAAAAAUUCCAAGAAAAGGCACAGAUGGAGCUCCAGGACUAUGUUCAGAAAACCUACUCAGAAGACACCUACCGAUUGGCCCGGAUUCUCGUCCGCCUGCCUGCGCUCAGGCUGAUGAGCUCCAACAUAACAGAAGAACUUUUUUUUACUGGUCUCAUUGGCAAUGUUUCGAUAGACAGCAUAAUCCCCUACAUCCUCAAGAUGGAGACGGCAGAAUAUAAUGGCCAGAUCACUGGAACCAGUCUAUAG
Molecule: messenger RNA, 2488 nt
Organism: Equus caballus (horse)
Lineage: Eukaryota; Metazoa; Chordata; Mammalia; Perissodactyla; Equidae
Source: RefSeq, a predicted model, not a curated record